Saimiri boliviensis boliviensis (Bolivian squirrel monkey) is the source of this 2533-nucleotide messenger RNA. The record is from RefSeq and is a predicted model, not a curated record. Lineage: Eukaryota; Metazoa; Chordata; Mammalia; Primates; Cebidae.
GCGCCUGGCGUGGGCUCCCGACCCCCGACGGACACCGCCAGGCCCGCCGAGCCCACCAUGCCGCGCCCGGCCCCCGCGCGCCGCCUCCCGGGGUUCCUCCUGCUGCUCUGGCCGCUGCUGCUGCUGCUGCUGCUGCUGCCGCCCCCCGCCGCCCCCGACCCCGUGGCCCGCCCGGGCUUCCGGAGGCUGGGGACCCGCGGCCCCGGGGGCAGCCCUGGACGCCGCCCCUCUCUUGCGGCUCCGGACGGCUCGCCCUCUUCAGGGGCAGGCGAGCCCGGCCGCGCCCGCGGCGCAGGUGUUUGCAAGAGCAGGCCCUUGGACCUGGUGUUUAUCAUUGAUAGCUCUCGUAGCGUACGACCCCUGGAAUUCACCAAAGUGAAAACUUUCGUCUCCCGGAUAAUUGACACUCUGGACAUCGGGCCGGCCGACACGAGGGUGGCAGUAGUGAACUAUGCUAGCACCGUGAAGAUUGAGUUCCAACUCCAGGCCUACACAGAUAAGCAAUCCCUGAAGCAGGCUGUGGGUCGAAUCACACCCUUGUCAACAGGCACUAUGUCAGGCCUGGCCAUUCAGACAGCAAUGGAUGAAGCCUUCACAGUGGAGGCAGGUGCUCGAGGGCCCUCUUCUAACAUUCCUAAGGUGGCCAUUAUUGUCACAGAUGGGAGGCCCCAGGACCAGGUGAAUGAGGUGGCGGCUCGGGCCCGAGCAUCUGGUAUUGAGCUCUAUGCUGUGGGUGUGGACCGGGCAGACAUGGAGUCCCUCAAGAUGAUGGCCAGUGAGCCCCUGGAGGAGCAUGUUUUCUAUGUGGAGACCUAUGGGGUCAUUGAGAAAUUGUCCUCUAGAUUCCAGGAAACCUUUUGUGCGCUGGACCCCUGUGUGCUUGGAACACAUCAGUGCCAGCACGUCUGCAUCAGUGACGGGGAAGGCAGGCACCACUGCGAGUGUAGCCAAGGAUACACCUUGAAUGCCGACAAGAAAACAUGUUCAGCUCUUGAUAAGUGUGCUCUUAACACCCAUGGAUGUGAGCACGUCUGUGUGAAUGACAGAAGUGGCUCUUAUCAUUGUGAGUGCUAUGAUGGUUAUACCUUGAAUGAAGACAGGAAAACUUGUUCAGCUCAAGACAAAUGUGUUUUGGGUACCCAUGGGUGUCAGCACAUUUGUGUGAAUGAGGGAACAGGUUCCUAUCACUGUGAAUGCUAUGAGGGCUACACUCUGAAUGCAGAUAAAAAAACAUGUUCAGUCCGUGACAAGUGUGCCCUAGGCUCUCAUGGUUGCCAGCACAUUUGUGUGAGUGAUGGGGCCACAUCCUACCACUGUGAUUGUUAUCCUGGCUACACCUUGAAUGAGGACAAGAAAACAUGCUCAGUGAUUGAGGAAGCACGAAGACUCGUUUCCACUGAAGAUGCUUGUAGAUGUGAAGCUACGUUGGCAUUCCAAGAUAAGGUCAGCUCGUAUCUUCAGAGACUGAACACUAAACUUGAUGACAUUUUGGAGAAGUUGAAAGUAAAUGAAUAUGGACAAAUACAUCGUUAAAUAGCUCAAUUUCUCACCUGGAAAUGUGGACAGCUUGGUAUACUUAAUAUUAAUGCAUUCUUUUGCACACCUGUUAUUGCCAAUGUUCCUGCUAAUAAUUUUCCAUAACCUGUAUUAAUGUUUGAAUAUUACUGGAUAAGUUGUAUGAAGAUCUUCUGGAGGAUCAGCAUCAUUUUUUCAAGGAAAUAAAUACGCAGAUCCCUAUUAAGAGCAAACUUUAAUGUCUCUAACUUAUGACUGUGAAAUGGUUGAUAGGAAAUAGAAUGAAAAGUUUAAAGUUUCUUUAUCUACUAAUUGAGCCAUUUAAUUUUUAAAUGUUUAUAUUAGUCAGAUAACCAUAUUCACAAUGGAAACUUUAGGUCUAGUUUCUUUUGAUAAUAUUUAUAAUAUAAAUCAAUCUUAUUACUGAGUGCAAAUUGUACAAGGUAUUUACAUGUACAACUUCAUAUAACUGCAAUGAAUAUAAUUUUGAACUGUUUAACACUUUUUGUUUUUUUUUUGCUUAUUUUAUUGGAGUAUUAUUGAAGAUGUGAUCAAUAGAUUGUAAUACACAUAUCUAAAAAUAGUUAACAUAGAUCAAGUGAACAUUAUAUUGCCAUUUUAAAUUCAUAUGGACUUUAGAAGAAAUAUACUAAUAAAGAGCACUUGUUGGGAAUUUAGGGCGUUAAACUUUUUACCAAGUACAAAAAACUUUAAAUUUACUUUAUUAUUUUGCUUUAGAAUCCAACUAAUAAAGUUAUAUAUUUAUAAAAUUGCUGUAAGUCAACAAAAUAUAAUAUUGUCUUUUUAAUGUUAGUGAUCCACCCGCCGCAGCUUCCCAAAGUACUGGGAUUACAGGUGUGAAAGUCUAACUUUUUUUUACUUAUAUAUUUGAUACAUAUAAUUUUUUGGCUUUGAAACUUGCAACUUUUAGAACAAAACAGUCCUUUAAAUUUUGUACUGCUCAAUUCUUUUUUUGGUUUGUAUUGUCUUUAAUAUAAUAAAAGUUAUUACCUUUACA